GAAGCCGGAUAUGACGCAAUGGAAAGGGCGUUUCUUCGCGGUGCGAACAUUUUGGUUUUAAUGGCGUCUCAGUGUUGUCCAAAUGGCAGUGGCUUCUUCAGUCAGACUAAGAGUCAUCCUUGGAGAAGACAACUGUCAGCAGUCAUAUUGUCAACUCCUGCAUCUACGUCAGGGGCAUCGUCCGAGUCCUCACUUGAGUCUCCCUCAGAGUCAGCAAGCAGCUUGAAAUCUUCUCAAUGGCCCUCUGUCUUUGAUGUCUACUGUCCGUCAUUUCCAAGUGGCGAAACUGCUGAGAGUCUUGAGAGAGUAAGAGUGACCCUUCUUUCAGAAGUUAAAAAGAAGGACAAUGAGCAGACAUUGAAAGUGCUAAUGGACAAGACCUUCGCACUGAGAAGGCAUGAAGUUAUCCAUGAAUCGCCUCUUAUUGCAGACUUCAAAACAAGAUGGCCUGCUCUUUUUAGAACAAAAGAGGUAAGCGCUGAAUUCGAGCGGAUUACAACAGUCCAUCUGCUGUCACGGUUCUUUUCCAAGUUGGAUCUUCACUCUGCAAAACUUCUCAAAGUGUUUGCCAAAAGAGGAGGAGUCCAAGGAAGAAAGAUAAUGCAGCUUGUGACGGCCAUGGCACAGAGUGACAACGUUGAAGUUAAAAGAGAAUCAGUUCUCAGAGCUCUGUGUCUCUACUUGAUUGAAGAACCGGAUGAUCUCAUUCGUGAAUAUAUGGUUUCUGAUGUGGCCGCUAUUCAGCAGGGAAUUGACGGGACUGUCUUGGGCAUCUAUACAACCAGAGUCGAGGGAGCUGAAGUCAUGGACCAUCCUGCGGAUGUUGGAGUGGUAAUCGAAGGUGUUGUGGUUCUGGAAGACCUUGCCAGUGUGUCUCUUGCCAUUGCAUUGUUGCUUGGAUUAAUUUAUGCCUUUAACUUGAGUUACCCUCCCAAAUUCAGAUAUACAUUUGAGGUAAUCCAGAAACUUUUUCUGGACCUAGAUGCUAACAAACUGUCACACAAAGUUCAGGCUCUGAAAACCAAGCUCUUCAGUGAGUUGGAGUCGGGUUAA
Pygocentrus nattereri (red-bellied piranha) is the source of this 1053-nucleotide messenger RNA. RefSeq lists its product as uncharacterized. The record is from RefSeq and is a predicted model, not a curated record. NCBI's taxonomy places the organism in Eukaryota, Metazoa, Chordata, Actinopteri, Characiformes, Serrasalmidae. The transcript is spliced from 6 exons. The coding region runs from base 19 to 1053 and encodes 344 amino acids.